Molecule: messenger RNA, 5693 nt
Organism: Carya illinoinensis
Lineage: Eukaryota; Viridiplantae; Streptophyta; Magnoliopsida; Fagales; Juglandaceae
Product: probable disease resistance protein At4g27220
Exons: 7
Coding region: 712-5445 (1577 amino acids)
Molecular function (GO): ADP binding; ATP hydrolysis activity; protein binding
Source: RefSeq, a predicted model, not a curated record
CGCUGAUGGCUUAUAUUGGGAGAAGGAGAAGAGAACCUACGGCCUCUUCCCAGAACCAAGCACUUCCUCUUCCCAGAUCCAAGCACUUCCUUUUCCUCUCUCUUCUCUUCCUUUCUGUCAGACGGCAGAACCCUUCGUCCAAAAUCUUCGACGGCCGAACCCUUCGUUCUUAGAUCUCUUCCUCUCUCUCAGAUUUGAGAAUCACCGUCUGCCAGUUCUCUUCCUCUCUCUCAGAUCGGCGUUUCGGACGGAGUCACUGAGCUCGGCCGCUACCCACUUUUCGGCGUCGAACCAGUGACCUUCUUUGAGUAAUUUGCAGUCUUGAUGCGGGAUGGAGGAGGACAAAAAGUGAGCUCCUCAUGUGUACACAAAUUUGAAUGCUCAGCACACAACUUGCUGCGUGGAGGAUCUGUCACUGACUUUGGGUGACCACAUCAUUUCUUCUUUGUUCUUCCUGAAGGUGUGUAUUGCUUGCUACUAAUAUUCGCUCAUCAUCUUGUGGAGAAUAGCCUUGCCCCUCCUUAGGCUGGUGGACUCAUUUUGCCUCUGAAGUACUCUCACUGCCAAAGUUUGAUCUAACUUGAUAUUCCUGUUCUCUCUCUCCAUCUUUGCUUUUCUUAUCUCUCGUUGGUACAAUAGUUAUUUCGUUGCUUUUCUACUUGCACAAAAUCCAAAAAACCAAAAAACUAGAAAAAGAAAAAAGAAAAAAGAAUGGAGUUAGUUAUUUCAAUUGUAGCGAAAAUAGCAGAGUACACGGUUGCACCUAUUGGACAGUGGCUAUGCUAUUCAUGCCACUACAAUAGCAACAUGGAGAAUUUGAGGGAUUUUAAGAGAAGUGUGCUAGACUCGAUUGAUGCUGCUUCAAGAAACGGCGAGGAAAUUAAAGAUGAUGUUAAAACGUGGUUGGCAAAGGUGGAUGGUAUUUUACAUCAAUUGGCCACCGAAAUACUUGGUGGAGGUGAAGCAGAAGCAAGUUCGAGGAGCUCUAAUGCGGCAUGCCUAAACUUGAAACAUCGACAUCAAUUAAGUCGGGAAGCAAAGAAGAUCGUGGAAAAUAUUGCCGGACUUCUUAAAAAUGGAGACUUCAGCACAGUCGGUUUUCGUCCCGCUGCGCAAGAAAUUGUGAAUCCAAAAACCAGGGAAUACUUGAGCUUGGAUUCGAGGAUAUCAAUUAUGGAGGGAAUUAUGGAGGCAUUGGGAGAUGCUAAUAUCAAUAGGAUCGGCGUGUGGGGGUUGGCUGGAGUUGGAAAGACUACACUUAUGAAAGAAAUUUUCAAGAAAGCCAAGGAGGAAAGUUUAUUCCAUGAGGUGGCUCUAGCAAAUGUGACGGACACCCCAGAUGUAAUUCGAAUACAAGGAGAAAUUGCAGAGAUGCUAGGUCUAGAGCUUGAUUCUGAAAAAAUUGUAACAGUAAGAGAAGGCCGUCUACGGGCGAGGUUAGAAAAAGACAAUGCGAAGAAGAUACUUGUAAUCUUGGAUGAUGUAUGGAAAGAACUUGAUUUGGAGGAAAUAGGAAUUACUCCUUCCGAAAGAUGCAAAGUACUACUCACAUCCAGAGAUUGGCAGGUACUAGCAAAUGAGAUGUGCACCGAAGAGAACAGCUUUAAACUCGACAUUUUAGGAGAAGAAGAAGCAUGGAAAUUAUUUGAAAAGAUGGCGGGUGAUUCUAUCAAAGAUGAUCAUGAUUUGCAAAAUGAAGCAAUUAAGGUAGCUAAAGCGUGUGAAGGUCUUCCUAUUGCACUUGUAACAGUUUCUAAGGCAUUAAAGAAUAAGAAUUUGAGUACCUGGAAGGAUGCCCUGGUCCAACUAACAAGACCCACUCCAGAACAUGACACAAGAAUAUGGUCACGCGUAUAUUCUUGUAUAGAGCUAAGCUAUAUACAUCUUGAUGGUAGAGAGGUCAGAUCCCUCUUUUUGCUUUGUGCUCGACAAGGUUACUACAUUUCCUAUCGGGAUUUGUUGAGAUAUGGUUUCGGUCUGCGUUUAUUCUAUGGCAUCGAUACAUUGGAAAAAGCAAGAAACAGGCUAGAGACUUUAGUUAAUAAUCUCCGAGAUUCUUGUUUGCUACUACAAAGUCCACAUAGCUCCGAGGAAUUUUACAUGCAUGAUGUUGUUCGUCGUGUCGCUACAAUAAUUGCAUCAAAUGAUCAUAUGUUUGUCAUGAGAGGCGAUGGUGGGCAAAAAGCAUGGCCAGAUGUGGAUGCACUAAAAAUAUGCGAGGCGCUCUCUAUCCAUGGUGGAGAUCAUAUCCAUAAAUAUCCCAAUAAAAUUGAAUGUCCUAAUUUAAGAUACUUUCAUGUCCAGUGUAAAAAUCGAUAUUUGGCAACCCCAAGCAGUACUUCCUUCCAAGGGAUGGGCAAGCUAGAAGACAUUUUCUUCCAGGGGAUGGACAAGCUCGAAGUUCUAAGUUUGACAAAGAUACAACUUUCAUCACUUUUGUCACUUAGAAACCUACAAACAUUGUGUCUAGAUGAAUGUAACCUGGGAGAUAUUCAUGGGAUUGGAGAACUCAAGAAUUUAGUAAUUCUUAGUCUUGCUCGUUCUGACAUUUCAAAUCUGCCAACAGAAAUAGGGUUGUUGACUCGUUUGCGGUUAUUGGAUUUGAGCAGUUGUUACGAACUUAAAGUGAUUCCUCCUAAUGUCUUGUCAAGCUUGGUCAACUUAGAAGAGUUGUAUAUGCGAAAUAUCACUGUCCGAUGGGAGGUUGAAGGACCCAGCAAUGAAGGAAAAAAUGCUAGCCUUGCAGAGCUGAAGAAAUUGUCACACUUGAUCACCUUAGAGAUCGAUAUUCCGGAUGCCAACAAUCUACCGAUAGAUUUGUUUACUGAAAAGCUUAAGAGAUACAUGAUAUGCAUUGGAGGUACCUGGUAUCCCAUUUUUAAGGAGUUGGCCUUCUCAAGAAUGUUAAAACUCGAACUGAAUAUGAGCUUCCAAUUAGACUUUGGGAUCAAAAUGCUACUGAAGAGGACAGAAUAUCUUCAUUUAGACGAGUCGAACAUUACGGAGAGUGUCUUAUAUCAAUUAGAUAGAGAAGAUUUUCAACAACUGAAACAUCUCUGUAUCAAAAAUAAUGGUAAUAUUAAGCAUAUCCCUGGGUUGAGGACAUCGGUUGUUGCGUUUCCUAUACUGGAGACAUUUGUUUUGGAAAAUAUGAUAAGCUUGGUAGAAAUUUGUCAGGGUAACCUUCCGUUGGAAUCCUUCAAAAACUUGAAAGUUUUAACGGUGUAUAACUGUGAAAAAUUAAGAUUUAUCUUCUCAUCAUCGAUAGCCAGAGGCCUUUCACUACUUAAAGUAUUGAUGAUAACAAGAUGCAACAACUUGGGUGCAAUAUUCGUGAAAGAAGAAGACGGAAUAGAAGAUCAGGGAGAUAUGAUGUUGUUCGGUCGACUUCAAACCUUGGUGCUAAGGGAUCUUCCAAAGCUCGUGGGCUUCCUAAGCACAAAAGAUUCAUUCAUGCCUGAUUGUAGAGAAACCAAUUCAGAGGACAACCAUGAUCUUCAGUUGCCACUUCUACGUCAUGAUCAGGUUUCAUUUCCAAGCUUGCAAACACUGCGUAUGUUGGGUCUACCCAAAAUAAAAUACGUAUGGAGCUGUGGUCAAGAACCCAAAACAGUUUUCAGAUGUCUCGAGCAAUUGCAAGUACUUGAGAUUAUUGAUUGUGGGGUGGAGGAAAUUGUUGCAGUUGAAAAAGGAGGAGAAGCAGUUGCAAUUAGGACUUUGGUGUUCCCUCAAGUAACCCAGUUGUAUUUUAGAGAUUUACGGAGACUCAAGUGGUUUUACAAAGGAGUGCAUGUUUCAAAAUGGCCGAUGCUGAAAGAGAUGACAAUUCAAGAAUGCCAUAAAGUUGAGAUUUUUGCUUCAAAAGUUGUGAGCUUUGAAAAAGCAGUUGAAGAUCAGAGGCAGUCUGAGAUGUCCAAUAUUAAACAACCCCUUUUCUCGGUGGAUGAGCUCUCGUUUCCGAGCUUGAAGGAGUUGGAUAUUUCGGGCAUGGAUAAGUUGGAAAUUGUAUGGCAGGAUCAAGUUGCCGCGACUUCUUUUCCCAAUAUUCCGAAUGCCAACAAUCUAUCGGCGAAUUUCUUUUUUGAAAAGCUUGAGAGAUACAGGAUAUGCAUUGGAGUUCAAAGCUAUUUAAUGAGGGAGGUAGGCUUGUCAAGAGUUUUAAAACUCAAACUGAAUUUGAGAUUUCAAUUGGACGUUGGGAUCAAAAUGCUAAUGAAGAGAACGGAAUAUCUUUAUUUAGACGAGGAGAACAGUUCUAAGAGUGUCUUAUAUGAAGUAGAUAGAGAAGAUUUUCGACAAUUGAAGCAUCUCCAUAUCCAAAACAAUGGUAAUAUUAAGCAUAUCCUUGAGUCGGGGACAUCGGUUGUUGCCUUUCCUAUCCUGGACACAUUUGUUUUGAAAAAUAUGUUCAGCUUGAAAGAAAUUUGUCAGGACAAACUUCCAUCGGAAUCCUUCAAAAACUUGAAAGUUUUAAAUGUGGAUAACUGUGAAAAAUUAAUAUUUAUCUUCCCAUCAUCGAUAGCCAGAGGCCUUUCACUACUUGAAGAAUUGAAGAUAACAAGAUGCAACAACUUGGGUGCAAUAUUCGUGAAAGAAGAAGAAGACGGAAUAGAAGAUCAGGGAGAUAUGAUGUUGUUCGGUCGACUUCAAACCUUGGUGCUAGAGGAUCUUCCAAAGCUCGUGGGCUUCCUAAGCACAAAAGAUUCAGUCAUGGCUUAUUGUAGAGAAACCAAUUCAGAGGGCAACCAUGAUCUUCAGUUGCCACUUCUACAUCAUGAUCAGCUCUCGUUUCCGAGCUUGAAGAAGUUGGAUAUUUCGAGCAUGGAUAAGUUGGAAAUUGUAUGGCAGGAUCAAGUUGCCGCGACUUCUUUUCCCAAUAUUCCGAAUGCCAACAAUCUACCGGCAAAUAUGUUUUCUGAAAAGCUUGAGAGAUACAGGAUAUGCAUUGGAGUUCAAAGCUACUCUCGGGAUUUUAUGAGGGAGGUAGCCUUCUCAAGAGUUUUAAAACUCAAACUGAAUUUGAGCUUUCAAUUGGACGUUGGGAUCAAAAUGCUACUGAAGAGAUCGGAAUAUCUUUAUUUAGACGAGGAGAACAGUUCUAAGAGUGUCUUAUAUGAAGUAGAUAGAGAAGAUUUUCAACAAUUGAAGCAUCUCCAUAUCCAAAACAAUGGUAAUAUUAAGCAUAUUCCUGAGUUGAGGACCUUUCCUAUCCUGGAGGCAUUUGUUUUGAAAAAUAUGUUCAGCUUGGAAGAAAUUUGUCAGGGCAAACUUCCAUUGUCAUCUUUCAAAAACUUGAAAGUUUUAAAGGUGGAGAACUGUGAGAAAUUAAGAUUUAUCUUCUCAUCAUCGAUAGCCAGAGGCCUUUCACUACUUGAAGAAUUGAAGAUCAAAAGAUGCAACAACGUGGGUGCAAUAUUCGUGAAAGAAGAAGAAGACGGAAUAUAAGAUCAGGGAGAUAUGAUGUUGUUCGGUCGACUUCAAACCUUGGUGCUAGAGGAUCUUCCAAAGCUCGUGGGCUUCCUAAGCACAAAAGAUUCAUUCAUGGCCGAUUGUAGAGAAACCAAUUCAGAGGGCAACCAUGAUCUUCAGUUGCCACUUCUACAUAAUGAUCAGGUUUCCUUUCCAAGCUUGCAAACACUACGUAUGACGGGUCUACCCAAAAUAAAGUACGUAUGGAGCUGUGGUCAAGAACC